GGGUUUCUAAUCCAGAUGAGCUUUGGGAAGUAAUUCAAAAGGUUUGGGUUAAGAUGGAUAUAAAAAAUCUUAACAAGCUUAUUGAAAGCAUACCACAACAAGUAAUUGAUGUUUUUAAUACAAAAGGAGGAUACACUAAAUGGUGA
Messenger RNA from Dentiscutata heterogama, 146 nucleotides. Lineage: Eukaryota; Fungi; Glomeromycota; Glomeromycetes; Diversisporales; Gigasporaceae. The record is from the annotation of a GenBank genome assembly.